AUGAAAUUAUCUACUAUCUUUACUGUAUUUGCAGCUACAAUUGCCACUGUAGCUGGUUACGAAACUACUGGUUCUAAACAAACCGUCGAUAUUCUUAUUGAUUAUGUCAUUAAAGAAACUCCAGAAUUAUCUCAAAACGACGUCGCCAAUUGGGAAAAUGGAGACACUGUCACUCUUCAAUACGUUGUCAAUAAUAAUGAAGAAACCGAAAUCACCGUUGUGGGUGUUACUGGACAAUUCAAAAACCCCAUCAAUAAUGAAAUUGUUACGAAUUUGACUACAGGGAAAGUUGGUCCAAUUGCUGUUCCACCUGGUGAAGCAAUUAAAUUUGAUCAAAAGAUUAAUGUUGAUUUAAUCCCGGCUAAUUAUGAAUUGAUCCCUCAUGUUUUCAUUGCUCAAGAUAGUUUAAUUAAAGUGAUUCCAUGUCGUGGUCAAUUGGCUACUAUUGUUGAUGCUGCAGUUUCAUUUUUCGAUCCAAGAUUGAUCUUUUUGGAAUUGGUAUUGUUAGUUACUUUUGCUGGGUUAUUAUAUGUUGGUUAUGAAAUUUGGGGUAAACAAUAUUUCAAAAGUGUUGCCCCAGUUAAAGCUAAAAAGACAUCUACUAAAGCUUCAAGUCCAGUUGCCAGUGCAAGUACUUCUGCUGCUACUGGAUAUGAUACUAAUUGGAUUCCAGAAUCUCAUUUAAAACAAAAGAAAACCAAGAAGGUUAACUAA
Candida dubliniensis CD36 is the source of this 714-nucleotide messenger RNA. RefSeq lists its product as uncharacterized. Gene Ontology annotation, cellular component: endoplasmic reticulum membrane; endoplasmic reticulum. The transcript has a single exon. Bases 1 to 714 code for a protein of 237 amino acids. The record is from RefSeq and is a predicted model, not a curated record. NCBI's taxonomy places the organism in Eukaryota, Fungi, Ascomycota, Pichiomycetes, Serinales, Debaryomycetaceae.